AUGGCCCCCAAAGAGGACAUGCUGCCGCCUGGCUGGGAAGAUCUAGACAGGCAGAUGGGGCAGCUAUUUAUGAUGGGCUUCGACGGAACUUCGGUCAGCCCUCAGAUCCGCUCUCUGAUCGAAAACUAUCAUCUAGGCUCAGUUCUACUCUCUGCCAAAAACUUAAAAUCUGCGGAAGAUGCAAUGCGACUGGUCCUUGAGCUCCAAACCAUUGCCCAGGAUGCUGGCCAUCCGGUGCCUCUACUCAUCGCCCUAGAUCAAGAAAAUGGGGGCGUGAACAGCCUAUAUGAUGAGAUAUACAUCCGACAGUAUCCUAGCGCCAUGGGUAUUGCUGCGACGGGUUCAAAAGCCCUGGCGCAUGAAGUCGCAAUGGCUACGGCUCAGGAGCUCAAGGCCGUCGGGGUCAACUGGAUCCUUGGCCCUGUCUUAGACGUGCUGACAAACGUGAGGACUCAGCCUUUGGGCGUCCGCACCACUGGCGAUGACCCGCAAGAGGUAUCCCAAUAUGGCGUCGAGUUUAUGAAGGGCUAUCAGAAAGCAGGCUUGGUGACGUGUGGCAAGCAUUUCCCUUCAUAUGGUAACUUGGAGUUUCUUGGGUCUCAGACCGACGUGCCUAUCAUCACGGAGUCACUGGAACAGCUCAGUCUGACUGCGUUAGUGCCUUUCCGCAAUGCCAUCGUCCAUGGGUUAGAUUCCAUGAUGGUAGGAGGCGUUUCAAUGUCCUCCGCGGGAGUUAACGUCAUGCAUGCCUGUCUCAGUGAGCAUGUUGUUGACGACCUGCUACGGAAGGACUUGAAAUUCAAAGGCGUGGUCGUUUCAGAAUGCCUGGAGAUGGAGGCCCUCACACACAAUAUUGGAGUCGGCGGCGGAACGGUGAUGGCAAAGAAUGCGGGCUGUGACAUCAUACUCUUGUGCCGAUCUUUCCAGGUGCAGCAAGAGGCAAUCAAUGGCCUGAAGCUCGGCGUUGAGAACGGUAUCAUCGGUCGAACACGCAUAGAGCAAUCAUUACGCAGGGUCCUCGACCUAAAAACCAAAUGUACCUCCUGGGAGCAGGCCCUCAAUCCUCCCGGCCUUUCUUCGCUGACACAGAUGCAACCGUCUCAUACUAACCUCUCCACGAGGGCAUACAACGGGUCCAUCUCAGUUGUGCGGGAUAAAAAGAACUUACUGCCAUUGUCCAACAUCCUGGAGUCAAGCGAAGAGUUGCUCCUGUUGACUCCGUUGGUUAAACCGCUGCCCGCUUCCGCCGUAUCCCGCUCAGUGAGUGAGCACUCGAACGUGUCUCUCGAUCCAAAAUCGUGGGAUCGAACAGCUUCAGUGCUAGGUGGCGAAAGUGUGUUCAAGGAGCUCGGAAGGUCUCUAUCGCGGCAGAGGAGUGGCCGUGUCUUACACACAUCGUACACUUCUAAUGGUGUCCGCCCAAUCCACGAAAAUCUCAUUGACCGGGCCAGUGCAGUCAUUAUUGUUACCGCAGAUGCUAACAGAAAUCUGUAUCAGCAUGGGUUUACGAAACAUGUUUCCAUGAUCUGUAGAUCACAAUUUACCCCAGCCGGUGAAGCUCGCGAGAAGCCCCUGGUUGUUGUCGCUGCCAGUUCUCCAUAUGACUUCGCCAUGGACCCGUCUAUUGGAACAUAUAUUUGUACUUACGAUUUUACUGAGACCGCUCUGGAGGCCCUGGUUAAAGUGCUUUACGGGGAGCUCAACCCCAUCGGCUCACUGCCAGGUUCUAUUAGCCGCAGCCAGAAGCUUCACCAAGCGAGACAGCACUGGCUGGUGGAGAAUUGGAAUGAGGAAAGGGACGCACAUUCUCUGGAUUGUCUUUUGGAUGCGGUUAGAGGGGAUUGCGCUCAGGGACAACGUUCCGAGCUGUUAGGUGUAACGUCGAGUGGCUUCCUGCUGCGGCGGGAGGAAAUUGACGAAGCGCAUUUUGUCGUUCGAAACAGCAGCACACGAGCACUAUAUGGGUUUUGUUCCACAUACUUUUUUCGAUCCACGGGUACUGGAGUCAUUGGAUCCCUGAUCGUCCAUCCUGCGAGGCGAAAGUUGUCGAUUGGGAAUUCACUCCACAACCGCGCCAUUCGAACCCUUCUCCAGCAAAAGGGGAUGAAACGAUUCCAGCUUGGAUCUCGACUACCAGGGAUUUACCUGGGCAUUCCAUCGGCCAAUCCCGUAGAGCGGAAGAGGCUGCGACAAUGGUUUGCAAACCUGGGCUGGAACACCGCCCUUUCACGGCCCGUUUGCAGCGUGGUGCUGCGCAAUCUGUCCAGUUGGACGCCGCCCGACGGAUUGAUCCAUGGGCUUCAGAACGCGGACGUGGCUUACGACCUCGUUUACGGGUGGGAUUACGCUGAUUCCAUCCUUGACCAUGUUAAAACCAAUUCCAGACAAGGCGUGAUAGACAUCUACAGGGUAGCCCUAGGAGGAGCACCUCAUUGUGGAAUCAUUCGGGCCAUACGGCCUGGUGAUGGGGCUAUUUUGGGGAGUGUAGUCAUAUACAACAGCCGAGCGACAUUGGCAGAAUAUCUGCCCGCGUUGAAAUCCACGCAGGUCCAAGCGGGGGGCAUCUCUUCUCCGGUCAUUUCCCCUUCGGUUGGUGAGUACGCCACGGUCAUGCAGGGAUUGGUCUUGCUGGGAAUCAAACAAGUCCGUAAGAACGGCGCCCAGGCUGUAAUAAUGGAUUGUGUCGACGGCGAUAGUAAUCUCGACUGUUUGUCGGGACUGGGCUUCAGUACCCUGCAUAGCUUCGAGGAGGUCAAUUGCGAUGCGGCGUCAUGGACCAUGAUGUCUUCGUCUUGA
Messenger RNA from Aspergillus sclerotioniger CBS 115572, 2796 nucleotides. RefSeq names its product putative beta-N-acetylglucosaminidase. The record is from RefSeq and is a predicted model, not a curated record. Bases 1 to 2796 code for a protein of 931 amino acids. The transcript is spliced from 4 exons. Gene Ontology annotation, biological process: carbohydrate metabolic process; peptidoglycan turnover. Gene Ontology annotation, molecular function: hydrolase activity, hydrolyzing O-glycosyl compounds; acyltransferase activity, transferring groups other than amino-acyl groups. NCBI's taxonomy places the organism in Eukaryota, Fungi, Ascomycota, Eurotiomycetes, Eurotiales, Aspergillaceae.